This is a messenger RNA of Schistocerca americana (American grasshopper), 1473 nucleotides long. RefSeq names its product basic salivary proline-rich protein 1-like. Lineage: Eukaryota; Metazoa; Arthropoda; Insecta; Orthoptera; Acrididae. The record is from RefSeq and is a predicted model, not a curated record. The transcript is spliced from 5 exons. Bases 1 to 1473 code for a protein of 490 amino acids.
AUGGACAAUGCAGUCGACUCUGACAAUUCUGUGUCAAUGAGAGAGGCGCCCAUCGAGCAGAAUACCAUCUCCAGAGACUCACAGCUGACGGAAGACAAGAGUCAUCUGCCCGACCACGUAGUGUUAUCGGUGAACCAGUGGACGCCACAGGCUGCCACCAUGCUGCCUCAGUUUCUUGUCAUCGUGCGGACGCAGAGUGGGCUGGCAUGUGAGGUCAAGCCGCCCUCCUCUGUGGAUGACGCCAGGAAGCUGUUGAGCCACAUCUCUGCUCUGGAUGCUCGCCAUACCAUCAGCGAAGUCAUCGUCGUCAACUCUGACCCAGAGAGCGUGGUGGGAUCGCGGCAGGGGGAGACGGGCUGGCUGCGUUUGUUGCGCACCCUGCUGCCGCCCCCUCAGCCCCCACCACCCCUGGACAACCCCUGGAGUGAGCAGAGUCCGCGGCACCCACCCCCCGUGCAGCUGCGUGCCUGCCUCUCACAUCCUACACUGCAGGCGGCCAACAUGCCGGCCUACUGGAAGGAAGUCUUCGCCAUCAUCAUACCUCCACAACAUCAAAGUGAUCAUCGCCAGAAACCAGGAGGUCCAGAAUCAGGAAACAAGCGCCCUCUUGAUGGUUCACAUAAUCAAAGUUCGUAUACUGGGAAACAAGGAGAACAGACAGAAAAUCAUCGUAUACAACCAUUUCCACCUCCUCAUGUUUCACAAUCUCAAAAGGGGGCUCCAUCAGGAAUUCCAGUUUCUGGAAAUAGCUGCCGUAUUAAUGGAUCAAAUAAUAAAGGGCAGAAAUCACCUCCUGGGGAAGGUGGAAAACAGCCAAAAUUGGCGUUCCCCGUUCCCUUUGGCUCAUAUAGUAAGAAGCCUGUACAUAACACAGUAAAACAGUUAGAGGAGACUCUAUCAGCAGGUCCAUAUUCUGGAAACAACUGCCCUUCCGAUGGAUCAUAUAAUCAAAGCCAUCUACCACCUCCUGGAAAAGGAGGAAAACACAAAGAGAAACAUCCUGACAGACUAACAAACGCGAAUUCUGGAAAUAACUUCCCAAAAUUUACCUUCCCACCUCCCUUUGGCUCAUACAAUCUAAAACCAGUAAAUAAACCUCUAAGACCAGUAGUGAAGACUCCAACAGGAGUUCAAAAUUCUAUAAAUAUGAACCCUUCUGACGGAUCACGUAAUCACAGACAAAUAUUGCCUCCUGGGAAUCAAGGAGAGCAGAGAAAAAACCAUCGAAUACAUCCAUUUCCACCUCCUCAUGGUUCACUAUCCCAAAAGGGGACUCCACCAGGAGGUCCAAAUCGUGCAAAUAGCUGCCGUUGCAAUGGAUCAAAUAAUAAAGGGCAAAAAUCACCUACUGGGAGAGGAGAAAAACAGCCAAAGAAAGGGCUAUUGUGUAAAUUAAAAGUAGCUGAAUAUGAAAGUCAUCAUCCCCACAGACCAGGAGGUUCAACUUCUGGAAAUAAGCACCCAUCUGAUUGA